AGUAAUUUUACGCAGAAUGAGCUGACCGGCGGGUGCCAGAUUGACAGGUCCGGUGCCGGGGGUUAAAGGGUACAUCAAGAGCAAGUAUCAUAACUGAGACUAUAUUACUUUACGACGGUAUUUAUACAGGAAACAUACAUUGCGUCGUCUAAAGCCCGUAUGAACCUUCUUCAUCGAAAUCUGGACGGGACUGCAGUGCGAGUGAUGCCGCGGAGAUAUUCAGAGAUACCACCGCUGUGAUUUGUCACAUUUAGCAAAGAUUAACAUAACAUUUUGCUUACACCAUAUCAAAUAUCGCUGAGUGUUAGUUUAAAACAAUGCGGCAGGCGUUUUUGAGAAAUGUCCGUCGGUUUCCGUGGGUCACCAACGUGACAAUGUACGGCUGCCUGUUCGCGGGAGGGGACUUUGUCCACCAGUGGUUCUCGCGCAGGGAGGAACUGGACUGGCGACAAACACGGAAUGUCGCGGUGGUCGCUUUUGGUUUCCAUGGUAACUUCAAUUUCUUCUGGAUGCGGUUCCUGGAGCGAAGGUUUCCCGGGAACUCCAUCCGGAUGGUGCUGAGGAAGCUACUGCUGGACCAGACCACCGCUGCACCGCUGGCCACCAGCGUCUUCUACACGGGUGUCAGCUUCUUGGAGGGAAAAGAUGACAUUUUUGAAGACUGGAGAGAGAAAUUCCUGAAUACCUAUAGGACGGGGUUAAUGUUCUGGCCAUUUAUGCAGUUUCUGAAUUUUACCUUCGUGCCUCUGUAUUUGCGAACCACCUUCACCGGCUGCUGCGGCUUCGUCUGGGCCACCUUCCUCUGCUUCUCGCGUCAAAGCGGUGACGGCACGGCUGCUGCGGCUCUGGCUUGGAUGUUCCCUCAUAAAGAAGAGGAAGGAGAAUCCAUCAAGGAGAAAGUAGACUGCAACGACCAGAAAGAUGCUUCCAAAGAGGGACCAGUAGCAUCCAAACCUACUCAGAACUGAAGUAUGUUGGAUCAGUGUCUGUGAUGGAGGGGAUAAAACAUAAUGGCGGUCCUGUCUGUUUUCCAUGUUGCACUAUCACUGCCAGAGUUUAAAGUGUCUCUGAGGUUGGGCUAAAAAGUGUGACCUCAUUAUGCUCUAAGGUGCUUUGCGAAAGAGCAUCCAGCUAGUUGAAUGUGUAUGUUUUUAAAUAUGCAUAAGGCACAUCACCUUAGUGGAAACAUAUCAUUCAUUUCUACUUUUCCAUCAAUGUGCUAUACUUGUCGUCUAGUUUUGUUUUUAUAAAUGCAGCUUUGUGCUCUCUCAUUUCAAACGGGAGAGUACCAUUUUGUAAUUGGACCAUAUUUAAUGAUUUUUGAAGACUACUAUGUCUGAGGAGAAGCUUUGAUAAUGACGGGAACAAGCUGGGGAAGAAUGUUUUCCACAAAGAGGCUGCUAAUUGAUUAGCUUAGACUUCUUACUUCAUAGCAUUGGCCACAUUUCUGAACAAUUCUUUAAAAGGGCCCUAUUAUGCUUUUAGGGGCUUUUCCCUUUCCUGUAGUGUUCUAUAGGUAUUUGUGCAUGUUAAUGGCCUUCAAUGGCUAAAAUCCCAAAGUUCUCCCAAAGGAGGUUUCUCUCCCAUACCCCCUGCCUGUAAUGCCUUGAUUGUUAGUCCUUUGCUUACUUCCAUAACUUAGUGACAUCACUAUGUAAUGCUCCAUGUGAUUUACCAAUUACAACAGAGCCAGCCAGCUGACCAAUUACAGCAGACUCGGCUCUGGUGAAAAGAGGUGCUGCAGCAAAGGCAAUAUGAGAAAAAUAAAGACCUUUUUGAACAUUAAAGCAUGGACACAUGUCACAGUAGAGACAAGACAUGGAAAUAUGAACCUGACAAUGAGCAUAAUAGGGCCUUUAAAUAUCACUCUCUUUUCAUUAGCAUUAGUGAUAAGACAGCGCCUGAUCUCUAAGGACUUUCUACUUUGGUUAAUGUUUACUAACUCUGGUACAAGAAGUGUUAAAUGAACAUUCACACAGGUACAAAUUAUCCGUAAUUCAUAUAUUUAAAAAUGCACUUAAAAUAAACUAUAACAUAUCUAUCAAUACAUGUUUUUGAUUUCCAUGUUUUUUUUCAACCACAGUCAUUUUACUUCUAAAUAUUGUGGCAAUGAGAUACUACUGAAGAAGUUUACCUCAAACAUCUGUUUACUUGAAUGUGGAACUGCUGCCUAUUGUUGUACUUUAUGUUGAAUGUAAGAGAGUGGAGUGCACAAUUUCCCUAAUUAUAAUAAUGUUUUAUCCUGUUACCUAUUGAAAAUGUUAUAAGUUUCCUUGCCUGCAGUGGUUAUUUAAAUGUAAUGUCACAUGCCUCCGCCAAGCAGUUUUGUAUAGAGGUCAUUUUUAUAAAUAGCUCAGCACAAGAGCUGCCUACUAUUUGUAUUUAUAGAAUUUAAAGGUUUAGAUCAGAUCUCUUGUUUGUCUCAGGCAUAUCAAUAUACAAUAACAUGGCAUGGUGUUUCUGUGUAUAACUGAAAAUCCACACACAUUUUUUCCUGAUGUGUUUGAGUCUAAAAUGGGGUUUGCGAUUUUGAAGUAUCUAAUGCCAGAGAUGUUGUGUGAUUAUAUUAUUCAACAUGUCUCUCAGAAGUGAACGAAUACUGACUGUGAAAAAUAAUUAUAAUAUUACAAACUUGGGUUGCAGAAAUGUUUUUUACCCAACAUCUGUUUGAUCCCUUUUAUCAGACACCCUUAGAAUAAUCCCUUAUUAUUAGUGUAGUACUAGAUCGGUUGGUUCCUUUAAUGUUUAUGCUGAUUUGCUCAACUGUCGCUAAGAGAUUAAAUCAAAGAAUAUUCUCAAUUUCCUAUCAGCGACUGAGAACUAGAUAACAUUAUAAACUAAUUCAAUGAUUUAUACACUACCUAAAGGACAUAUCUGUGCCGGUGACUGGUGUGAAUUGCACAAAUUAUUAUGGAAUUAUUAUUAUUUUGAUCACGAUUGCUCAAAAGUUGCACUUAAUGUUGUAUAGAUAUAUAAUAUUUGUUGUAGAAUAAAUUAAAUUAAACCAA
Messenger RNA from Eleginops maclovinus (Patagonian blennie), 3008 nucleotides. RefSeq names its product mpv17-like protein. NCBI's taxonomy places the organism in Eukaryota, Metazoa, Chordata, Actinopteri, Perciformes, Eleginopidae. The record is from RefSeq and is a predicted model, not a curated record. Gene Ontology annotation, cellular component: mitochondrion; membrane; cytoplasm. Bases 318 to 968 code for a protein of 216 amino acids. Gene Ontology annotation, biological process: mitochondrial ribosome assembly; cellular response to reactive oxygen species. The transcript is spliced from 4 exons.